Neurospora crassa OR74A is the source of this 3067-nucleotide messenger RNA. Its product is annotated as transcription factor Tos4. The record is from RefSeq and is a predicted model, not a curated record. Gene Ontology annotation, molecular function: protein binding. The transcript has 2 exons. Lineage: Eukaryota; Fungi; Ascomycota; Sordariomycetes; Sordariales; Sordariaceae. Bases 647 to 2302 code for a protein of 551 amino acids.
CGGACAGAAAAAAAAAAGCCAGGAACGCUCACCCAUGCUCCUUUUUGGUGAAUGGGUCCCACAGGCACGGGCGCGAAAUCCAGAUGGUGCAUAUCGCCUUUUUAAAUACUUUACUCAUCCCCACUCCCUUCGUUCCGCUACAGCAUUUCCAUCCUCUGCCCUGGCGUCGCUUGCCCGGUCCCAUCAUAGAACUGAAGACAGGCCAGAUGUGCAAAGCCUUGUCGUCUUGAUUCGCAGAACCCCGUCUUUUGGCUUCUUGACGAUUCCCGUCCCUUGGCUUUUUCUUCUUUUUUCCAGCUCUGUUUUCAGGCCCUUUCCCCCGUUCGUCGUUGCAGGUAAACAGACCCCGGAGAUAGGAGACUUGGUGGCCCAAUCCAAGCCAGGAAAUACCUAGGCAGCUGGACGGCAGUGGACGGCAGCUGUAGCGGAGAGGGGGCAAAGACUUCACAUCGGACGCGAUCUGGACGUGGAGAACGCGACCUUGGAAGCGCAUCCAAUCUGAACCUCACCUCAGGUCCUGGGCCACACAUACCUCAAUAUCCCAAUCCGAGCAAGCUUCUUCCACCACCUAGGCCUCUCCCAGAGCUCAAUUGCUCAUCCCGUCCUGCCAAUUGUCAUGACCAGUACCUGACAGGAUCACCACAACAUGGAUUCAUCCCCAUCGGCAAUGAAGACCCUCGGCGGGAUGGAGCCAACCCUGCCCUCGGUAGCAGGCAUCAAACGCCCGGCCCCGUCACUGCUGCCGCCGUUUGAGCCUUUGUCUUCAUCCCCAGGUCUGCCUCGGCCUUCGAAGCGGCAGGCCACGUCCAAUGCCUUUCUGAAAUACCCAACGCCCAUCCCGACCUCGAGUACUGGCAUUCUGUCGUCAAGCCCUCCACGCGUCGGGUACAACUAUGGAUAUGCCGCCCCAUAUAUGGCCCCCCGCCCCGGCCUUCAAAGGACCUUGUCGACCGUGUCAGAACGCGCCCCCCUUUCCGACGUACGCGCUGUAGUUAUGAAAGAGAAUGGAGAGACUCUUCUUAUGGGAAGGUCCAGCAACUCAUCUCACUAUCAGCUAUCGUCGAACAGGCUGGUCAGCCGAGUUCAUGUUCACGCUCGGUAUAUCCCCGCCACGGAAGCGCUUGAGCCCAACAAGGUCGAGAUUACGUGUACGGGUUGGAACGGUUUGAAGCUGCAUUGUCAAGGGCAGACAUGGGAGCUGGCAAAGGGCGAUUCCUUCACUUCGGAAACCGAGGGCGCGGAGAUUAUGAUCGAUGUUCAUGACACCAGGGUCCUCGUGCAAUGGCCGCCGCGGGAGAAGGAUCGGGAUUCGUCGGCCCCCUUGAGCGACUCUUCGUGGGAUGAGACACCGAGGCCAAUGCGACGUGGCCGGCGACCAGGCUCCGACUCGGACGAGGGCAGCCCCAUUCGACGACCGAGACGUAUCAGCAGUCCCGAGUCACCUACACCCGCCAACGGAUCGACUUCCAAGGCCGACCUGGACGACUUGCUGUCUGACAACGAUGAGGAUGGUGCCGCCGUUGAGAUCUAUGAGGACGAGGAGGAGGAUGAGCAGGAACUGCCCAAGUUGACAGAUACGGGCAGGGGAGAUACUACCUUGAUCACCAGCGUGGACCAGAGCUUUUCCAUCUCGAGUGACUUGAGCGACCCACAAUCAGAUGAGGACUACGCCGACCAAGAUCCGGAUGAGGAGAAUGACCCCAUCAUACCUUCGUUUGGUCCCUGUGGAGAGAACCUGUCCAGCCGUCUCGAAUCAUUCACCACCGCCACUUCACCCCCGAGAGCCCGAACUCCCGAUCGCGACUACAGUGGCAGCUCUGAUGGAGAGCGGGCUGGCAGUGUCACCCCGAAGCCUCUCAAGUCGUCAAGCGAGAACGUAGCAGGUGCCUCUUGGCAGGCCUCUCCCACUCCGGCUCCGCGCUCACCAUCGCCCGUCAGCAAGCUCAGCGAAGAACUGACAGCGACAAUUUCGAAUCAUGUCAUCAACCAACUCGCCUUCUCCAGACUGUCUUCCACGCCUCUGUCGACCAUUAUGAACAAUCUUCCGGCGGAUGAUCGGAGACAGGUGACCAAGGAUGAAUUGCGCAGGCUCAUUGAGGCAACAGCUUGCAUCGGUAUCAUUGAACGCCAGGGCAAGGAUGCUGCCGGUAAGCCGCUUGAAAGCGAGUAUUAUUAUGUGCCCGAAUUCGACACGGAUGAGCACCGUCGCCUGGCUGUGACGGACGGCUUGCGGAAGCCUAGCUUGAGGGCUUGCCGCAAGCAGCACAAGCAAUACUAUUGGAAGAAACCUCGCACUCCUUGAUGGUAUCACCACAGCCGCCCUAUCAUCAUCACAUCACCCCAUCACCACACCCCACCUCCCCAACAUCCAUCCAACAUCCACCCAACACCCAUCCAACACCCUACCCAUACCCAUUGUGCCAUUUUUUCCCCGAACCCGCUAUGGCGUUAGUUUGUCAAGGCGUCUACUACGGGGAAUCGCUGCUGUUUGUGUUUUUCGCAAAAGAAAAAAAAAGUCGACGUAAGCCCCUUUCACUGUCCAUGUUAACACGUCAUGAGGAGUUCAUUGUGUCUCCCAAAUUCUGUAUUUGCAUGGUUCGGGGGGCCGCAUAGCGCAGGGCGUCGUUUUUUGUUCGAUUUAUAUACAUGUUUAUCAGGCGUCAGCGUCUGUGUUGUAGGUUUGCGCCCAUGGGCCUAGAAGAGAAGGAAGAGAAAGAGGACGAUGAGUUUCGAGUCAAGACCUGCUGUGGAGGUCAACCGGUGCUGUUGAGGGAGGGACAGUUAUUUGCCGGCACGACAUGGAGGAGCAUGCUGAAGAGCAGGAAGUUGUACCACUGCUUACUUGAAACUCCAAGUAAAGAUGAUGAGAUGAAGGAGGUAUGUAGCUGGCUGAGGUUGUCUGGCCUGGUGUUUGAGGUAGCUGCUAGCAUUGUAGAUGUGAAGGCAUUUACAAACCAAAUGAAGAUGGCUAUCUAGGUACCUACCGAGUCAGGCUGUUUUGCCGGUGCUGUUGGAAGAAGACACCGACGCAUAUGAUGAUAAAGAAAACCCAAGCUCUGGUUCCAAC